CAGCUUCUCCCUCGACCACGUUGCAUCAACGGCACCCGAAUCGAUCCAGGACGCGUCAAAUCGAUUUCUACGUCGGCCGCACUACGAAAGACACCGCCCCAGCAGCUGGUUGGCCACACGCCAGCGCGUUGUGGAGCUUGCACCUCGCUCAUCUCCAGCUUUCCUGUCGCCUCAUGUCGCGCCGCGCCAGCCUUGUCGAACUUGCUAGGCUGUGUGCGAAGAACGCCGUUGGUCGCAACCGCCAUAGCACGAAGACACACUUGCUAUGAAACUAUCCGCUUGAUCUCACCAAAAUAAUCAGUCCGACCAAACACUUGUUUUGUGGUCCAACGUGCGCGCCUGCCUCGCCCCAUUGCGGCGUGGGCCCCUCGCAACAAUGAGCAGCGCCCAGGCAAUGCAAGAGGAGCUGCAACAGAGCGUCGUCCUCAGCGAAGGCGAAGCCGAGUAUGGAGAAGAUGAUCGGGACAACAUGGAGGUCGACGAUACUCAUACAGGCGACAACGAGACACGUGGGGAUAGCUCAGCCAACGGCCGACGUCGACAACCUCGGGCAUCGAGAACUAGCAGGAAUGAUACCGACGAGGAAUUUCAAGAUGCUUUGGACGACCAGAGUGCCGGGGAAGAAGAUGCGGACAGUGACCUGAGCGAAGCCAACGAUGACGAUCCGAAUCAAAGCAGCGAUGAUGGUAACGGCGACGAGAGCGGCGACGAUGAGGACAAAGAGGACGCGUCCAUGGGCGAAGCAGACGCUGAAGGCGAUGACGAUGACGAGCCUAUAACCCAGACACAACUCAGCCAGGACGAUGAGCAUGACGUGGAGGACGAAGAUGACGCUGAAGGCGUUGGUGCUGUUAAGAUUAGGCCGGGGGAUACCGACGAGGAGAGUGACGAGAGCGCAAGCAUUGCGUCUGGUGCGUCGAGUGAUCACGAUUCCGAAGCCGAGUGGGAAGCUGCCGCGGAGAAUGGCAACGAAGACGAAGAUGAGGAGUCUGAAGCGGCAGACCUUAGCCUAUGUCUAUUCUGCAAGAAGCCUGAGGAGAACGACCCAUCAGAAGACUUUGAGUCCUUCCUUGCCUGCAGCAGUUGUGGCGACCACGCCCAUCAGCAAUGUGCACGAGACGCCUCAGCAAUUAGUGAACAGAAUGCUCCUUCGAAGUGGAAGUGUCCGGAAUGUGCAGAGGAUGAUACAUCAUCAUCAUCCGAGCAUGGCGAGGAUGCUCAAGAUGUAUUGCAGUCACAGGAAGUGGACGAAGAUGGCGAAGACAACCAUCCAUCUGCCCACGGCGAAACAAGGAAAAGGGGUCAGGGCCAAGCGGAGUCCCGGGUGCUUAGGAAGAGGAAGAGCUCCGAAGGCGCGGUGGAAGAGGACAGCAUGGCCCUUCGGAAACGACACAGAAGCACACCGGAUGGCUCUAAUCACGAGGGCGGGCAAGAAGAAAGCAUGAAUGAUGAUGCAAGCUCCGUGCGACCACGGUCUGUGCGCUCAGUGCGGCUCAAAUCUGCCGGAAUCACCACUCCCUGCACCGUCAUCAAGCGUUCGCGAUCUAGUCUCGUGCUCAACAUGAGGGUCAAGAGCGAGGAGCUGUCCAAGAUUCUAUCACGAAAACCCAAACCACUGAAGAAGCGAUCACACAGGGCGGCAACAAGUCGGCCAGCACAGACCAACGGAACUCAGCGCGACGUGCCGGUCGCCGAUGCGUUAGCUGUAUCAUCUGUCUUUGGUCCAAGCUAUUCGCAGCCAUUCUACUCGUUCUAUGACAAGGAGACGGAUGAGCUCAAAGGCAAGCCAUAUGGCGGUAUUCUCACAGAGCAAGAAGCCGACACGACCAAAACACUACCCACUAAGGAUGAUAGGCGACGGUUCGAUGAAGCGAAGCAGAAGGCCGAAGAGGAGUGGAGGAAUCGCCUGUUGGCCAUGCAGGCGGAAGCAGAAAUGCAACCAGUCAGAAAGACCAAGAAAGCACAGGGUCCAGCAAGCCAGAUCGAAUGCAUCGAGUUUGGAGGUUGGGAAAUCGAUACUUGGUAUGCUGCACCGUACCCAGAGGAGUACAGUCGCAACCGGGUGCUAUACAUCUGCGAGUUCUGUCUGAAGUAUAUGAACUCGGAUUACGUCGCUUGGCGGCACAAGCUCAAGUGCCCAGCUAAACACCCACCUGGCGAUGAGAUCUACAGGCACGGCUCUAUCUCAUUCUUCGAAGUGGAUGGGCGGAAGAACCCAGUCUACUGCCAGAAUCUCUGCCUACUGGCCAAGCUUUUCCUGGGUUCGAAAACGCUCUACUACGAUGUAGAACCUUUCCUCUUCUACGUUCUCUGCGAGUAUGACGACCUGGGCUAUCACUUUGUUGGAUACUUCUCCAAAGAAAAGAGAGCCAGCAGUCAGAACAACGUCAGCUGCAUUUUGACACUGCCCAUCCACCAACGCAAAGGGUACGGCAACCUCCUUAUCGACUUCUCCUACUUGCUCACAAAAGUGGAGGAGAAAACGGGCUCGCCAGAAAAGCCUUUAUCCGAUAUGGGCCUUGUCUCAUAUCGUAACUAUUGGAGGCUCGUCAUGUGUCAGUACCUCCUCGAUAACGCUUCUGAGGAUCGCAUGGCACGGAAAGGACUCAGCAUCCGGCAGAUCUCUGACGAUACUGGCAUGGUCCCGGAUGAUGUUGUGUCCGCCCUCGAAGGACUCCGAUGUUUAGUGCGGGACCCGAUCAGUGGCUUGUAUGCGUUUCGAGUCGACUUCGCCUACUGUCGCCAAUAUGUCGAGAAGUGGGACUCCAAGGGCUACGUCAAGCUGAAACCCAACGCUUUGACAUGGACCCCAUAUGUCAUGGGCCGCAGCAACGCCACAAACUUUGAGCUGGGCCCUACAAUUAGUACCAUUGCCCCUCGUGACGAGGACGACGAUAUAAAGACGCCUGCUGUCAACAUCCUGGCGAGCAGCGGGAUUGCUACAGGCGAUUUUGCACUACAUCUGGGCCCGGAUCGGAAGGUUGUUACAGCACUGGAACCCGGGGUACUUGAAUCCACGGAGCCCAAUGAUAACACGGAGCUCAACCCAGAAAAUAGUAGCGGAGUCAACGGCACCGAUACUACGGUCAAUGAGAAUGAGGAGAAUAGUCGCCGUGGUCCAAACUCAUCAGGCGCCACAUCAGAAGAGAAACAGGAUGUGUCGUGGGACAAAGCGUAUGAGGACAUUCCAACACAUCGCUUUGUCGUUUUCCCCCCAGUCAAUCCGCGGCGACCUACGGUGCCACGCAUUAGUUCAUCUAUUGUACGACCGACUCUGCCACGAGCCCCGUCGUCAGCGUCUCGACCUCGUCCCCGCCCGCGACGCCCGUCCGGUGCGACUCCUCGACCACGAAAGUCCUCAUCCACACAAAGAAAGAGUAGCAGCUCUUCCAAACGCAAAUCUGGUGGCACAGGCCGCGGCCCAGGUCGGUGGCCUAAAGGGACCAAGAAGAGCGACUAUGGCAACGCGGACAGUGGACCUGGGCUCCCGCCAGCCUGGUUGGAACGCCAACGUCAGCUCAAGAGUGAUGGCGAAACUAGUGCUGACGCUGGCGCUCAUGAUACCGUCAAUGUUCAAACCCCGGACGCGGCAGCGGGGAAUGCUGGAGUGCAUACUAUCUCGGCGCGUUUCGAGCUCAAACCCGACAGCGCCGCCGAGGAUGAUGAUGACGAGGACGAUGACGAGGACGAGGAUGACCGGAUUGAUCUGGUCGUCAGUGACGUCCAUGUCGAUAAUGGUGAUGACGACCUUGACGCGGAAGGCGAGGAGGAGUGAACUAUUUCGCGGUGGGCGAAGCAUUCGACACUUCCAGUGUUUGAGGCUGUACAUCCUUAUGUUCAAACAUCGAUGCUUCUCAGUCUGCCAGGCAAGCACAUAGCUUGAGCCUGCUCACUGACUUUGGUCGCAGGACUUUUCUUCUUUUCUUCCCUUUUUUGAGAUCUUUUAUUUUGCUUUCUGGGACGAGCCGGGCGCAACACUAGGAGUUCACUGGGAUCAUUCACUGGGAUCACCGGUUGGUACGACGAAAGGCAGCCGGCCGGAGCGACGGGGUUGGAACGCCGUUGCUGCCUCACAAAGCGUGUGAGCUUGGAAGAUUAUAUGCCAGUAGAACAAUACCCCCAUUGUACAUUUCAAGCAUUGUCAUGAUGUGAGAGCUGCGAGUAUG
This is a messenger RNA of Microdochium trichocladiopsis, 4166 nucleotides long. RefSeq lists its product as uncharacterized. The record is from RefSeq and is a predicted model, not a curated record. Gene Ontology annotation, biological process: regulation of DNA-templated transcription. The coding region runs from base 377 to 3775 and encodes 1132 amino acids. Gene Ontology annotation, molecular function: histone acetyltransferase activity. NCBI's taxonomy places the organism in Eukaryota, Fungi, Ascomycota, Sordariomycetes, Xylariales, Microdochiaceae. The transcript is spliced from 3 exons.